UCUAACUUCGACCUUGUCAAGCUCAAGCUUUAGCAGGACGAGGAGGAGGAGGAAAAGGAAUCGACAUGAGGUUUACCUGGAUGUUAUUCUUAGCUCUAAGCAACUGUUUCUUCUGCAGCAUUGUGAGUGCUAAGCCUGCAAAGGCGCACUGUAAGAACCCUUACUUUUGGAGAUGCUACGGAGUCCCCCACACCUGUCCUCCUGGAUGUCCUAAAUUCUGCCAAGUAGAUUGCAAGAUCUGCAAACCAUAUUGUGCUUGUGACAAGCCCGGAGCGGUAUGCCAAGACCCUCGCUUCAUCGGCGGGGACGGCAUCAUGUUCUACUUCCACGGAAGGAAGGACAAGGACUUCUGCCUUGUCUCCGACGCCGGCAUCCACAUCAACGGCCACUUCAUCGGGAAGAACAACCGCAAGGGGAGGGACUUCACCUGGGUCCAGUCCAUCGGGGUCCUCUUCGGCCGGCACCGGCUGUUCGUCUGCGCGAGGAAGGUCUCACGGUGGCACGCAUUCGACGACAACAUCCACAUCCAACUCGACGGAGCAGACGUCGAGAUCCCGUCGGGAGAGGGCGCGGUCUGGGAGUCUCGAGGAGCAGGGUUGACGAUCGAACGCGUUGCGGCGGAGAACGACGUGGUGGUGGAAGUUACGGGUCUCGUGGAGAUAAGAGCGAGGGUGGUGCCGAUCACCGCAGAGGAAUCGAGGGUGCACGGGUACGACAUAGCUGAGGACGACGACUGCUUUGCUCAUCUGGAGCUCAGCUUCAAGCUGAGCUCGCCGAGUGCUUCACUGCAUGGGAUCCUGGGACAGACCUAUGCUCCGGACUACCGCAGCCGAGUCAAGAUCGGCGCUGCAAUGCCGAUCAUGGGCGGCGAGAAAAAGUUCUCGUCGUCCCAUCUGUUUGCCACGGACUGUGCUGUCUCAAGGUUCGGAACGGAAGGAGAAGAAGAAGGCAAUGAACUGAAGACAGCGAACGUUGCAAAGUCGCAGUAGGAAAGGAUAGGUUGGAUUCUUACGGUGUAUAAUAGUCCCAAGAUUGCAGUAAAUAAGGGACAAAGGUGUUUGACCUAAAUCAUUAAUCAAAAUAU
Musa acuminata subsp. malaccensis (wild Malaysian banana) is the source of this 1084-nucleotide messenger RNA. RefSeq lists its product as uncharacterized. The record is from RefSeq and is a predicted model, not a curated record. Lineage: Eukaryota; Viridiplantae; Streptophyta; Magnoliopsida; Zingiberales; Musaceae.